GCCUUAUCGAGACUAAUAGGUUUUCAGACAAAAACUUCAGAAGACAUCCUUGUAGCAAAUACAAAAGCUGAAAAGGAAGUUCAUCGUGUAUUGGAUGACUCAAUCGAUAGACUACCAGCCACCUUCGAGGCUAUCAAGGAAACCACCGAAACUGACAAGACAUUAAGAGAAGUUAGGAGUUAUCUUUCUGCUAAAUGACCAAACCAUCGCUGUGAAGGAGAAAUUUUGCAGCACUUUUGUCGACGUGACUCACUGAUGGCUAUCGACUCAUGUAUUAUGUUCGGUGAUCGAAUUGUCAUUCCAGAAUUAUUGCGCCACAAUGAUCUCAAGCAGUUCCACAGUAGUUACAUUGGGAUCAAUAAAAUGAAAUCACUGGAGUGAAGUUACGCUUAUCGGACCUCAAGGGAGUGAGAUAUCAAAAACAAAUGCCGCAACUGUUCAACGUGUCUGCAAGCUGCUGGAUAUCCUUCGAAAUGAGAACCACAGAAAUUGCCUAAGCCUGUUGAACCCUGGAAGAGACUUCAUGUGGAUUCCACUGGUCCAGUCCAAAUUGAGGUAUUUACGAAGUGGCCAGAAGUAUAUGGUAUAACCAACUGUACAGCCUCAGAAACCAUCAACAAAUUAUCUACUGUGUUCAGUUGUUUCAGAGUUUCAGAGAACUCGGUGACUGAUAAAUGCUCACAAUUCAUUUUGGACUCAUUCAAGCACUUCUGUAGUAUAUAUGAAAUAACACAUCUACGCUCUCCACUCUACCAUCCGCGGUCGAAUGAACAAGCAGAAAUCGUUGUCGACACUUUUAAAAUAGCAUUAAUGAAAGGAGAAGAUGAGAGGGCAACUAGUCAGGUAAUCAUAAAAUUCUUAACAACUUACAAGACUACUCCCAACCCUACUGUUCUAGGUGAGAAGUCUCCUGACUAAGUCAUAUUUGGAACAGGUAUUCGAACUAUUUUCAACGUUACGUUGCCACCUAAAGUAGUGGAUAAGCACAGACAAGACCCCAAUAUCCGAAUUUUUAGUGUGGACGAUAAAGUAUUCGUCAAGUCAUACCUCGGCAAGAAUCUAUUGGAACCAGUAACGAAUGUACACAGAUUGGGAAGAGUUUUGUAUAGGGUCCGAGGAGCCUUCAAGACAUGUAUCUGACACACCAACCAAAUUUACAAAGAUAAAAGAAUGACGCACAACGGAGAUAGCCAGGUGAAUCUACCAUUAGAGUUAAACACAUAAACAUCAACGACACAUAUGUCCGAAGAUACCGAAAAUAAUAGAAGAAUGAAGACUUGAACAAGAAAGACAACAAAAAGAAUGGAACACCACCGCAAACCAGUUGUCAAGCUGCAAGUACACCGGAAGAAGGAGAAGUUUUAUGUCUUGAAAGAUGGGAGGUUUUGGAGAGAUCCAGAGUUUUCCUCGGAAAAAGCACAGAGGGGCCCUGAAAAUACUGAAAAAUACUUUUUCCGAUCGGCACUGAAUAGAAGUUUCUCAGAAACAUCUAAAAAGUGAAGAGUCACAUUUCUGACUAAACGGCUGCUCAUCAUGCUACUACUAUCUUUAGUAAGGUUCCAGAACCGUAUAGAGGCUCAAGGCCGUCUGAAAUGUGAUAAGUACCCUGAAUUUUCUGUACAUGAAGUAGCCUUGGAGUAAAGCGUUCUUUCCAUAUUUCGCGUCUUUUCUCUCGUGUUCAAGUUAUCGUGUAGAUUUAAUCUGGAGUUAUUAGAAAAACUUGGGAAAUUGAUUCUAGAGUUCAGUAGGAAGAUUUAUCAAUAUGUAACCACUUCAUAUCACUUACUAUUUAAUAUUCAUAGUAUGAUAAUGAUAUUAUUCAUCCACUUAACUUGUAAUAAUUCGAAAUAUGGAUGUUACUAUAAAUAUAUCUUAUUGAUAAAAUGAAAGAUUAGAAUCCAUUUACAUUUUUACGUAACAUUAACUAGAUUUAUAUUAGUAAUGUACUUGUAAUAACUGUAAAAUUACUAAAAUCUCCAUAAAAGCCCCUUCUGACAAUAACCAUAUGCUCACUAGUGACGGUCUCCAUGGGGUAUUUUCUGGAGUUCUAAUAAGAAGCAGUGAACAGUAGAAUUUAAGCUGGUCAGUUGUGAGAUAGUAACUCACUGAAGUCAAUGGUGGAUGUGUCACUCAAUUUCGUGGGUUAGUUGAACUUCGACACUAACACAUAUGGAUACCGGCUCAGUAGUGUAGAGGUUAAGCGUUCGCGCGUGAGACUGGUAGGUGGUCCUGGGUUCGAACCUUAAGAGUGGUGUCGUGGGUGUGCACUGCCUAGAAGGCCCACAUUAGGACGAAAUGGUCGUCUAGGGAUUCCAGGUUUUCCAUGGUGGUCUAGCUUGAAUUGGCUGAUGCAUUGAACUAUCAAGUAUCCAAAUGAGUUGAAAAAUUAAAUUUUCAAGUGUUUAAUUACUCAGUGUAGGCCACUUCUUCAGCGAAUUAAUAAAUAAGCAUACUAAAUUACAUAGUACGAAGGAACAAAACAAAAAUACUUAGUAUGACCAGUUAAAACUCUGGUCAAUGUGAUUUUAGACGAAACAUGUUUAUGUGUACUUUUGUGCAUGUUAAUUAGUGUAAAAAAUAUGACCUUUGUAAUAUGAAAAGACAGAGUUGAUUUUGUACAUAAGAUAAUAAUGUAAGAUGCCAAUAGAAUUAAAUAGAUGGGUAAAUGAACUAAAUCGGAUAGAUACUGAGGCUUUUUUUCCAGUGAGGAUAAUAGGAUUUAUCACUAUGUGGAAAGCUAUAGCUACUCGCCUUUCAUUGUAGUUGGAAAAGCUUUUCUGUAACAUGACGUUGAUCUAGUCACAUUAACUAGUUUUGAUACCAAAAAAAAUGGAUUGCAAUCUAUACAAAUUACAUUCCUAUCAAUUUCAUUCACUUGACUACAGAAUCUACAUUAUGGAAAAACACUCAUCACCAGAGUCGUUCAUAUGAUUGCGCACACUGUUCAUUGAGUACAAUUAUGUGGUUAUUGAUGCUGGCUGCUUAAGUUACUCAUUCUCUAAAAUUAUUGAAAACACCAAAUAAUUCAAUUAGAUAUUUCAUUCAUUGUACCAGUGACUUAGAAAAUACUGAAUAAAAUUAUAACUUUUUAAAAUAUGUUUUCAUUUGAUGUUGAAAUCAGACCAAGUUCCGUAAUUUUCUCACUUCUAAUGGUCACUAUUCGUGAUAUGCGUGCACGUUUCCCAAUUAAUUAUGUCUUCUUGUUUUUAAAUACUCUGUUAUUAUGUUACGCAUUUAUACCACCAAUACUAGGGAUAACAAUUGGAUAUAUAAUGAUAUCCUUUAGUGCCGCAGCAUUUAUUACAUUUUCAAUGAUAAUACUCGGGAUGUUCAUCAAGGUUAAAAUUCCUUUUGUUUUGUUGAUUACUGUUUUAAGCAGUUUCAUCAUUACAGGGCUUGCAAUAUCUGUUGUAUUGUAUUUUACCCACAAAGAAGUAGCACUUCAUGUAAUGGGAACAUUUUUUAUCUUGUCAGUUUUACCGGUCCUGUUAUUUAUUGGCCAGCAGCUGAAAAUUGAAUACUCUCCAUGGAUGCUUCCCUCCUAUUUUAUAUUAUAUGCUGUACUGGUGUCAGUAAUAUAUUUGUUCAUAUUCUAUUCAAUCGCUGUGCAAUUUUUAAAUCACAGAAACAAAUCAACACGUUAUAGCUGUUAAUGUGUACAAUGUAACGUCUAUAAAUCGAAAUGUAUCGUUUCAUUUAAAUUAUUUUAAUUUCAAAUGGCAAUAGUUAUUCAACAGUUAUAAAUAUAUCCUGCCGCUUGUUUUUCUAGUAUUUCUCACAGAUCAUGGAAUUGAG
Molecule: messenger RNA, 3795 nt
Organism: Schistosoma curassoni
Lineage: Eukaryota; Metazoa; Platyhelminthes; Trematoda; Strigeidida; Schistosomatidae
Source: the annotation of a GenBank genome assembly